AUGCUUUCCCACCCUACAUCCCCUCAUUCCCCCCCCCCCGCGCCCCCUCCUUUUUCCCCCUGCAUCCCCUCCUUUCCCCACCUGUAUUCCCUCCUUCCCGUGCUUGAUCUCAUUCCCCCCCUUGCACGCUCUCUAAUACCCCCCUGCUUCCACACAUUCCCCCCCUUUCUCACCCUCAUUAUUCCCCCCUCCUCUGUCUCAUUCCCCCCCUCAUCUCUCCUCCCCAGCCUCAUCUCUCCUCCCCAGCCCCAUCCCUCCUCCCAAGCCCCAUCCCUCCUCCCCAGCCCCAUCCCUCCUCCCCAGCCUCAUCCCUCCUCUCUUUUCCCCCCUUCUCCUCUCAUUUCCCCCGCUUCUCCCUCUCAAUUCCCCCCCUGCUCCCGCUCAUUUCCCCCCCUUCUCCUCUCAUUUCCCCCGCAUCUCCCUCUAUUACCCCCCUUUUCUCCCUCUCAUUACUCCCCCUCUUCUCCCGCUCAUUUCCCCCCCUUCUCCCACUCAUUUCCCCCCCUUCUCCCGCUCAUUUCCCCCCCUGCUCCCGCUCAUUCCCCCCCCUUCUCCUCUCAUUUCCCCCGCAUCUCCCUCUAUUACCCCCCUUUUCUCCCUCUCAUUACCCCCCCUCUUCUCCUGCUCAUUUCCCCCCCUUCUCCCACUCAUUUCCCCCCCUUCUUCCGCUCAUUUCCCCCCCUGCUCCCGCUCAUUUCCCCCCCUUCUCCUCUCAUUUCCCCCCCAUCUCCCUCUAUUACCCCCCUUUUCUCCCUCUCAUUUUCUCCCUCUUCCCUGUUUCCCCUCUUUCCUGUUUCCCCUCUUCCCUGUUUCCCCUCUUCCCUGUUUCCCUGUUUCCCCUCUUCCCUGUUUUCCCUCUUCCCUGUUUCCCUGUUUUCCCUCUUCCCUGUUUCCCCUCUUCCCUCUCUCCCCUCUUCCCUCCUUUCCCUCUCCCCCUCAUCAUAUCUCUUCCUUUCUCUCUCCCCCCUCUUCUCCUUUCCCUCUCCCACCUCUUACUAUCUACUGCAUCAUUGA
Messenger RNA from Closterium sp. Naga37s-1, 1014 nucleotides. The record is from the annotation of a GenBank genome assembly. NCBI's taxonomy places the organism in Eukaryota, Viridiplantae, Streptophyta, Zygnematophyceae, Desmidiales, Closteriaceae.